Molecule: messenger RNA, 9059 nt
Organism: Spirometra erinaceieuropaei
Lineage: Eukaryota; Metazoa; Platyhelminthes; Cestoda; Diphyllobothriidea; Diphyllobothriidae
Source: the annotation of a GenBank genome assembly
AUGGACUUGACAAAAACUCUCGAUACGGUGAAUCAACAGGGAAUGUGGAAAAUCAUGAAGAAGUGGGACUGUCCUGGACGAUUCACGCACAUGAUACGUCAGUUCCAUAACGGGGUAGUGGCGUGCGUCACGGACAAUCGCUUAAUCUUCGAGGCAUUUGCAAUGACCAAUGGAGUGAAGCAGAACUGUCUACUCGCUCCCACCCUCUUCAGCCUCAUGUUCCCUGCCAUGCUGAGGGACGUUUACCGUGAUGAGCGCCCCAUGGUUUGCAUCGUCUACAGAAAUGACGGGCAUCUUCUCGACAGCCGGCAAAUGCCGGCCCCGACGCGCCUCUGCACAACCACCAUAAAGGAUCAGCUCUUCGCUGGCGGCUCCACAAUCCAUCAUGUGACCGAAGUGGGUAUUCAACGAAGAACGGACUUUUUGCCGGCCGACUGCGUCAACUUCGGUCGACAACCAACACGUACAAAACGGUAUCCGUGCAAAAACCAUCACCAAACACGCAACACAGCGCUACUCACUGAAUCAAUGUCGACAGCGGCCAAAUAAAAGCCAUAGACAACUUCGCUUGUCUGAGAAACACUUUUCCGCAGCACAAGAAUCCACGACGAAGUGGUCCACUGGACCUCCAAAGCCAGCCAAACUUUCGGCCAGCUGCAGUGCUCCGGGUGGAAUCACCCCGGCCUUCAACUAAAUACAAACUGAAGGUUACAAGACCGUUGUUCCGAUGACACUAGCAUGCGGAGCGGAGACUUAGACCGUCUACUCCAGCCAUGCCAAGAACGUUAACCACCUCCAGCUCAUUUGCCUUCCAGAAUACACUGGCUGAGAUGGAAGGACGUGAUUCCGGACAGGAAUUUCCCAAAACGGACUGGAGUUCUCGGCACCUACGCUAUGAUUAGAGACCCGCAACGGCGUUGAAACGGCAGUCACCUGCCAGAUUUGCUCUUCUGUGGUGAUGACAACACGGGUCCUUGCCGACCGAGAGGACCAAGACGACGCUACGAUAGUAUUUUGAAAAAUUCUCUUAAGCGACUGCAUACCAAUCCAGAGACGUAGGAGGACCUAGGUCCUCUGUACCUUGACCAAAACAACCUUGAAAACCUUGCACUCAGAUUUGAUUUACUGUUGAUCCUAAAAGCUUACUUCGUCGCGCAAAAACGUGGGGGCUUGUCUGUGUUUUAGAGAUAAGCCGGCCACUAGCUAAUGAAAACAGUGUGUACCAAUCCGUUCUGCAUUUUCAGUGAAGGUAUCCGGUUUUCUUUGUGGCUCAACUAUAGGUGUAAAUAUUGCUUUAAUUUGUCUAAAUUCGAAUAAUAAUUGGCCCGAAAUCCUUUUUCGUCGGCUUUGGACGAACGGUACUUGAAUUAUGCAAUAUGAUUUUCACAGCUAAGAUUACGGCCGCUGUUGACGGCUUUGCCAACAGACUAUAUGACGGAAAAUUUAGGGACACACACCUGCCUAAUUUCCUUACGGGGGACUUCGACUCUGUGCGCCCUGGCGUGCUAGAAUUCUAUAAAACAAUAGUGAAGUCUUAUCUACUCUCUUACUCUGUAGCCCACAGUCCAAGUCAUCCAUACGCCAGAUCAGGACGCUACAGAUUUCACGAAAUGUCUCGAGAUUGUUUCUCGUGCUGUAAAUUCAAUGAACACCUCGGACCCUGUACAGGUACGUCUGUGAGCACUUAUAGUACUAAAACAUUUUCCAUUAGAAAAUCGACUAUAUUGUUGCCCUUUAUGGAAGCGGUGGACGAACUGAUCACGAGCUAGGGAUACUGAAGACAUUAUUCAUCGCUCGCGACCUUACUGAAUUGCCUGUUUUGCUUGUCACCGAAUCCUCAAUCUCCUGGCUAUUGCUUAAGGUAUUUCGUAUAGUCACCACAUUCUAGAAAGGGUUCACACGUCGUUAUGCUUGAAAGUCAGCAUAUCGGAGCCCACUGCGGGUUGAUUCCGAUAGGUUAUCCGUCAACUGUUACCACAACGGGUCUUGUUUGGAACCUUGGUAUUUAUUUUUUUCCGUUUAUUUCACGAAGAUAAUCAAACUCUUGAUUUCGAGGGCCUGAUUUCAACUUCGAACAAAGUGAAAGAUACGAAAAUCACCAUCGUCUGUGAUCACCCUGUCCUUUUUACAAUUGAGAAUCUGGUGGCCACUUCACCUUGAAUUCUGGCUUGCAACCCUAACGUGCAUUUUCCCUCGUUGGGCUUAUUCACCUCAUUUUUGAAGUUUCAUAGUUUGGACUUUAGUUCAUGUCUUUUAAUUUUUUCCAGAAACAGUCUGUCUGUGUUAUACCAUUUGUUGUUUCCGGAAGCGGUCGUUACGCAUGCACGUUUCUCAAUUGGAUGUAUAUUUGAAUGCGAGCACCGCAAACUUUCAACACCUUGCCAGCAUUGGAGACGACUUCAGAGUCUUCUAUUAUUCUCGUUAAGGCGGAAUACAUCUCAAGUGCCAUAGAACUGCGUGGCAAAUUUCAUAAAUAUGUAGAAUAUUGAAUUUUCCAGUUCCUGUUUGACGUCAUCUUCACGGGCUUUUGGCAGCAAACACUGGAGUGCCCGUUCAACGGUUCAUGCCUUGCUCGUUGUAUGGUGAGUACCGACAUGGCUCAUUGAAGUUGUGCAAGUCGGAGUGCCCUGCGUGGGCCAGAAGCAGAAGCAUCUGAAAACAGGAGAACGAUAACGCAAAAAUUAUAAACAAAACGGCAUGUGUGCGAAGGUGGGACGUAGCAUGUGCCCCUGUCUGCAUGACCGCCUAGUCACGCCACUGCCGGAAGUAGGACCUAGAUCUAGACGACGUUAUGCUUUGUUAAACCUACUAAAAUCCCACUUGGACUCAAUUCGUUUUUUAAGCACCAGCCUCAUGGCCACGAAAUGGUCCCCGCGAAACCCGGCUGAGGUCGACCACCUCCAUAAUAAGGUCGUCUAUUUCGAAGUAUACGCAAAUUACUUCGCUGAGAGGGCGAGUUGUAUUAUGAGUGCUCCAUCCUAUUUAUUGCCUUAUGUUCUGACGAUGUCCGCGCGUGGCUGUUCCUCAUGUGAAAUAAGAAAUCUCAAUCACCUCAAUUACUGUUGUGAGUGACAAAUUUCAGCAACUUUCACAUCAUGCCUUGUUAUCUUGAUCUCCACUAUGCUGAUGAUAUCGAUUUACUAGCUUUAAGCUUUGACGGUCUACAGUCUAUGGUGUCACGGAUGAAUAAAGUAGCUAAAUCCUUCGGUUUAUCUACAAACGCUGGGAAAACCAAAGUGUUUCCAAGCUGCAUUCCUGACCAAGAGAAGGCGCCUCUCGAGAUCGAUGGCUGUUAACUUGAGGAUGUAGACCGUUUCAAAUGCCUCGCGGCGAGGCUGAUGCCAAAUGGACAGAUUAAGGACGACAUUGCCUCCCGAAUCAGUGCUGCCCACCGGGUUUUCUCAAGUCAUCGAAAGUGUCUGGGAACUCGAUACAACAUCUUUAUCGUCACGAAUAUUCACGUGUAUCGUACAUGCAUCCGGUCCGUCCUUUACGGCCGUUAAUGCUGGUCUGUGCUCGUGGAAGAUAAGGUAAAACGGGGUGUAUUUGACCACCACUACUUGAGGACCAUCCUUCGAGUGAAGUACGCCGACUUCGUCCCAAAUGAGACAGUCUGCGCUCGCUGCGACAUCAUCUAAAGGAUAACCCAGGCCAUCCAAGAAAGAUGACUGAGGUAGUUUGGACAUGUUCUUCGUCAUACACUUUAGGAGCUCAGUGUUACUGUCCUCGACCCGGCACCGUUACCCCAUCGGAGGCUUCGAAGAGGCGGUCAACUCGAAAUCUGGUUUGACGUAGUUCGUCAAGAAAUGGAAGUGAUUCUCGGACCUUCGGUAUCUGGUUUCCGUCGCUGGCAAAGAGAAUGGGUUGAGUUGUCCAGGUCUGCUGCUCCGGUCCUCGCGCGUGGAUAAGUAAGGUUUGCGACAUUAUCGAGGCAAACAAGUAGUACAACUCCUGACCAGGUGUGCGGAUCAGAACUCAAAAUGCAUCUGCUUUAACAUUUAGAGUGCGCGAAAGCGCCUUCGGCGGAGUUUUCGAACAAACUGUCGUGCAUACUUGUAUGUCCUUUGUCAUUGGGGCCAAAAGAGCUCGUCUCGUUCUACUUCUCACCUCUAACCAGCAAUACAUGCGGACGAGAUCCAGUGGAAGACGCCGUUCGGUUCUCAAAAGGUUAUAUUUUCCUGAAGAUCCAGUCGAUCGCUCUUUGAACUACUUUAUAACCGUGAUAUUUUUGAGUAUUCUGGCGUGACCUGAUGUACGGGCCCAUCGUCGCGGGCAAUUGAAAUGUCACAACAGGAUGUGCGAUCCAUCUAUGAGCUGAGUUCCUACCACUCGCUGUAGGAUACUAUUUCCCGGACGAUGAAAAACUGAUGUGUUUUACUGCUCUCAACACUAGGAGCACUUCGUGCCACCCUCUCAAACGAUGACGAUGAAACUAAAUGCCUUUCCGGGCACCUAGGGCCAUCCCCAUACUAGGCCUCCGCAUGAUGCGUUUUGCCGAUGGUGAGAGCAAAGGAAGUUUCGACUACGACUUCGACCACGUUGAUUGAAAAGCAAGACUUGCCAAGCACCGUCCCGCCCUCAUGGGUUAUGUCUUAAACACGGCUGCUUUAUCACGUUGCCAUCGACAGCUUUUGCUCCUCUGGUGUUUCCAGUCGAAACUGGCUCACGCGAACUGACACAGCUUAUCAAAAGUAAGUCAAGUUGGUUCCAGGCUACGACACGCGCUGCAACAGUCAUUAGAUCUCUGAGUAAACUAUUUGGCUGGUUACGCCAGAGCUAGCGACAGGGGCCUGGGGCUUUUAUAUCGUCAUACCAUGUCUGCCUAAUACGUUAGACAACAAACUCCAGUGGUUGACGCGUUUUUUCCUGCCCUCAUGACUGAAAUCCGACAUUAAGUAGUCCAGCCGCCUGAAUAUGAAUGCAGCUGUGGCUUGUCAUAUCUGAAAAAGACUUUCGGUUUGGUGGCAGUUUUUUUAAAAAGACAAAAUACUUUAUGAAGACUUCCUUUCAUUAAAAAUCUACGCUUCCUGUACCACAGUAUUAACCACCUGGUUACUGGACCCGUAUUCUAAAAACAAAAGUCGGGCCCAUAGACGAGUGGUUUUAUCGUUGCGCGCUUUUUCAAUAAGGGCCAGGUAACUGUUGAAUUUGUCGUGGCACACACCUUUUUGACAUUACUGCAGAGGGCUUCGCAGUCAUCCCCUCAAUCGCUCCUGCGAUAAAUAAGCAAGGAGGAAUCUGUGCGCUCUUCAACCAGAGUACUAAAGUGUUGGUCAGAACUUGUCGUCCUGAUAUACCGCGAGUGCAGCAAAUGUUGCCCACCUAUCGCCACCGUUUAGUCCGCAUCCCUACAUCCGACUCGGCCUACCAGGAUUUGCAGUGAUCGAUCACGCGUCAUUAUGCCUUUUCGAAAAGGUCAUACAAAGUGAUUCGGACCUACUAUCUCUGAAAAAUCAACAAAUUCCGUGCUGGUGGCGAGGACGGUGCCUUCUUCGAUAUCGUCACCAUCUCUCAGGGUAUAUUCUCCCACAACUUCUUUUCAUUUGCGAAGUAAAAUGGGUUACUCUGUUCUUACAGCAUUUGUGGUUCGUGCUCGUCGUAUUCGGACUGCAAUGAUGACGCUCCAAUACCGACUAGCUCCUCUGUGCGAAUGUUACGUACCCUUCCCAGAUAUAUGCGAAGGUAGAUAGAAACGUCCGCUCCGGGUUUCGCAGACGGAGAUAUAUGUCUCUUCACGGCGGGAAUAAAUUCAACUGUCGGGUCGGUCAGGAACGCGGUCUUCGACAUUUUCAAAGCCUCUAAAAGUCUAGUGACAUCAGUCGGAAGGUCGGACUGCGAGUUUAUAAGGCUUUUAUUGAAACACUUUCAGUGCAUGACCCAUGCGUUCAGAAAAUAUUUGAAGCCAGGGGGUGUCUGAUCAAUUUUACAUGCGCUCGCAUUUCAAAGUUCGUCUCAGUCCCGUUUCCGAUGAACGGCCAUCCAGUCCGUGCCGAAGCACUCGCCAACCACCGUUAUCAUUGGCCGACUGGAAUGCUAGGCUACGCACCAAGUCAGCCUGGAGGGCGAACUCUUCCUGUACUUUAUAUCGUCAAGUCCCGCUCGUUGUUGCUGACGACCUCAGGAUGGCCAACGAAAACAUGGAUGUAGUGUCUGGAAGCUGACCAUGCAGAUCUCUGGCCCUUCAGCCCGCGAGGUUGACGUAUUAUCUGGCUUCACUUCGCUCGGGAGUCUGCCACCGAAUGCAGUGAUUGUUUGUGAUGUGGUCCACCUGCAGCGUGCAGUUGACUGAAUCAGACGUACAGACUGCAAUACACCGCAGAUUGGUUAACUAUAUCCGACAUUUUGUUGUGUUCGACGUCUUCUCUAUCCAGCUUUCUGUUAGUUGGUUCACAGGACACAAUCGUCCUUUAAAAGGCUGUGCUGAAUAGGGCUUGUACGUAUAUUUUUGGCAAGGGAAUGCUCAUGAAACCCUUCUCCCAUGACGUUACACGCCAAUUUUGUUGGGUGGGCUUGUUUGUCGCUCCCAGCCAAACACUUAGAUCAAGUGUUGACGUGUUCAGGUGGUUGACGUACUCCACUCGUGCGGGCUGCUGACUGUUGUGUGGCAGUCUGGACGAAGUGAACAGUGAAUGGCUAAGUUCUGGGUAGGUGAUGUGGGAGGGCUACACGCAGAUGGUUGGGUUUUUGGCCUUCCCCGACCUAGGCUGACUGAUUUGGGAGUUUGUCCUGGAAUUAAAAGUGGCUUGUGGGUGUGGCCGUUGACGUAUAAAUUCUCGGAGGAUUGUUCGGCGAUAACACUGGUGAUCCUCACCGACUCCAGUAUUCACGCCUCCGCCUUUCGCGCCCACGGCUGUUUGCCGCUAAUAUCCAAUGGGGCCGAUCCCUGACCGGGAUGUCGGUUAGCAACAUGGGCACAUUAGCAGGGGUUAGGUGAUUGCAGUGUCGUUCCACAGCAUGUAAGUCUUGCCGCCAUCUCAUUUUCCCAUAGACUUUGCUACUCGGUUAACUUCGAAAAUGGCUGCUCCAGUCCUUAUGAUAGUACGCUAGACCUGCCGAUCCUGCGCGAGGCCUUCCCAGGUAUCGGGGCUGAUUUGCGGGUGCUUGGGAGAGGUCUUCAGGGCGUAAUUAUAUCGUCAUUCCUUAUCGUGAGCACCCACGUCACCGUAGAAUACUUUAUUGGAUAGGCGCUCGCCUUGCACCCUCACAAAGUGACGGCUUCAAGUCUGUCGUAACUGCGUCAGCAUGGCACAUCUACCAUGGAAGCCUGUUCCUCCUAGGAUAUCGGUGUCUGGGAUAUUUUUCUGCCACCACUUUCAGUAUUCGACGGCGGCUAAGAUGGUGUUUGGCUUUUAGAGACUAUUCACGUCUGCGCUCCAUACGAAAGCGCUGACAAGAUGACGACCCUGCAAGUAUUCAUUUUCGUGCUCACGUGAAGCCUGCGAUGCUACAAACUGAAUGAUAUGGCUGGUCGAAUGCCGGGCGGACCUUGAUUAUCUAAAUGUAAUUUCAUCGUCAAUCCUGAUACUUCUUCAAAUUGCAAGUGUUAGAUACAUGAAUCUGUCCCCAGGUAUGAAGCCAAUUCAAUCGACACUGAUAUUGUGUUCGUUGUAGUCGCUAUUUUGUGUAGGUUAAUGCCUGAACACUGUCCCUUGGUCCUAGAGGUCAAUCCGAAGUCGGGGCAGUCGGAUGCAAAGAGAUUAAUAUCCCAUUGUAUUUCCAUUUCCAUUAUGGUGUUGAGCGCGCAGUCGUCUGCGAACAGGAAGUCGUGAUACACAGGGUUGUUUUCAUCCGAUAUAUGUUGGACAGUUGUUCUUCAGUUGUAUAGGCAAUGCCGGGUGUUUGUCGCCAUUGUGAAGAACAUUGGAGAUGUGUUUAUCACAGAGCUGCCCGUUUCCCAUUAAGUUUGUGUAAGUGGAUAAUAAUGACCAUUUUGAAGUCCUGGGGACGUUGUCCUUGUCUCCAUAUCUGAAGUAGGGAGUGGACUUGCCCAUGAGUUAAGGGUCGCUAAAUCUGUAGAUUUUGGCCUGAAUUGAGGUGGUGCACCGUGAUUUGUCACCGGACAUCCGCUGUAUGGUCUCCUUCAGGAGGGAGAGGGGAGGGGCGGCGGUCGAGGUUCACGUUAGUAUUCAUCCGAAAGAAUUUUGCUGUUUCCGUCGGAUGUUACGGAUGUCCGAUAUGCCUGAUUCAACCCUCCCGAACUUGUUAUCUUUCUUACAGGAGUGCUGUCCUAUCAGAAUUAAGUAGCGGUGCGUUCCCCAUAGGUUGGGUGCCGCAGACCGUUUUGAUAGCCUCUGGGAAGUCCUCCAUUUAUUGUUGGGUCCCUGUGAAGUAUUCAAGCGUUCUUCGUUUUUCUCUGCCUCUGCCGUGCUACAUCUCUACAUCAGAAGUAUGUGGUGGCCGAACGGCUUACGGAGAUGCACGGUUUUUCCAAGCCGUCACUUUCAGCACUCUUAGCUCCCAAACUCCUCCUGCUUCUCCCCUUUCACAGUUGGAGGUCGGGCUUACCAAGCGGGCCGAUGAUAUAGCUUCUCUCCAGAAGCAGACAAUUCCUCCCUCAUCUCAGAGCCAACCAAAGUCGUCCGUCUCGCAUGUCCAGUCUGUACAUUCGGCCCGUUCCAACACAGUCACCAUUUGCUGGUAUCACAUCACCUUUGGUGCUAAAGCCCGUCGCUGCAUCCCCCCCCUGCACCCUCAACUCCAAGCAAACUGGUAAAACAGUCAGCCCGAAGGUCACUGCAGCUAAUCUUCCUGACAGCUCUAACCCUGGUCGCACAUUUCAUGUCCAUGACACCCGGAGUGGCAGGCGCUUCAUGGUUGACACUGGUGUUCAACUAAGUGUCAUUCCACUCACACCAGCUAAUCCUCGAUGUUCCAAUCUCGGCCUUUUCCUUCAGGCCGUCAACACGUCAUCCAUUACCACCUUCGGCACCUGUUUCCUCUCUCUGGACACCGGCCCCCGGCGUCUUUUCCCCUGGGUCUUCGUCGUUGCUGACAUCCCCUGUGACAUUCUCGGUGCAGACCUCCUCGCCGCUUUCGAUCUUCUGGUCGACUGCCGUUAG